AUGUCUUCCCCAAGUUCGCCCAACGCCAACGCGGGCGCCUCCAAAAACUCGUCCGAGCAGGUCACCUUCAAGUUCUGCCCCGAGUGCUCCAACAUGCUCUACCCGAAGGAGGACAAGGACGCCCGCCGACUCAUGUACACCUGCCGAACCUGCCAGCACACUGAGGAGGCCACUUCCAACUGCAUCUACCGCAACGUCCUGAGGAACACGGUCGGCGAGACUGCUGGUGUCACCCAGGACGUCGCCUCCGAUCCCACGGUUGGUGAUGCCCCUCCUACGUCUCCCUCCUCCAACAAGAAGUCUGCCCUUGUCAUCUGUGGCUGCUGCGGCCAGGUCAUCAUGUGCUCUGAUUGUGGACUCCACCCCGCCGUCGUCUCCGGCGACGACCAAAACGACGACGACCUCCCUUCCAGCCCGCCCGAGACCUACCAGGAGGAGCUCCUCGAGCAGAUGAUCCUGGACGAGGACAUGGAUGACUGGGAGCCCGAGAACGAGCCUGCAGCUGUGAAACAGGAUGUUCACAGCAGUCCCAAGAAGGCUGUCGCUGCCUAG
Diaporthe citri is the source of this 552-nucleotide messenger RNA. RefSeq lists its product as uncharacterized. Gene Ontology annotation, biological process: maintenance of transcriptional fidelity during transcription elongation by RNA polymerase II; transcription initiation at RNA polymerase II promoter; transcription-coupled nucleotide-excision repair. Bases 1 to 552 code for a protein of 183 amino acids. The record is from RefSeq and is a predicted model, not a curated record. Lineage: Eukaryota; Fungi; Ascomycota; Sordariomycetes; Diaporthales; Diaporthaceae. Gene Ontology annotation, molecular function: DNA-directed RNA polymerase activity. Gene Ontology annotation, cellular component: RNA polymerase II, core complex. The transcript has 2 exons.